Microsporum canis CBS 113480 is the source of this 669-nucleotide messenger RNA. RefSeq lists its product as hypothetical. The record is from RefSeq and is a predicted model, not a curated record. The transcript has a single exon. Bases 1 to 669 code for a protein of 222 amino acids. Lineage: Eukaryota; Fungi; Ascomycota; Eurotiomycetes; Onygenales; Arthrodermataceae.
AUGAGCUCUAGCAACUGUAUUGCAUCGAAAAUCUUUAAAGCAUUCGCUAUGGACUCUCGACCAUGGCAGCUUACUCGGAAGCUCAAGAGCGACAACCACCUGGAUAUGCAGGGAGAACUACACGGAACAGUGACAUUCAAACCAGCUCAUUCUGGAGGGUCCGACAAUGUAGAUGACCUUGUAUAUGAGGAGCAGGGAGAGAUGCCAGAUCCAUCCGGCCGUAACAUGGCUGGAAUGAAAUGGUCCCGCAAGUAUAUGUGGCGUUUGGCGGAUCCCAACUUGAGCGUCUGGUUCGUCAAGGUCGACAUGAAAGCCAGCAAAGAGACGCAAGACGGCCAGUACAAGGACUUACCAGACUAUCUCUUCCAUCAGCUGCGGUUCACAAGUGAGGAUGAAGGCGAGGGGCAGGAGGGGGGCAGCCCUACUACACCAGACUUUGUCCCGCCCGCCGCGGCCCCAGAAGAAGAGACCACGAUCCUUUUUGCGCAUGGGAGCCAUCUUUGCAUCAACGAUAACUAUGAGACUACAUAUGCCUUUCGAUGUUCCAAGGGUUGCAAAAACAAGGUCUACAGCUGGUCGAGUAGCCAUUUAGUCAAAGGUCCAAAGAAGAACCAGCGAAUUGUGAAUCUUUAUACCAGGGCGACCACUGCUGGGAAUGACAAGUUGUGA